Ilex paraguariensis (yerba mate) is the source of this 675-nucleotide messenger RNA. The record is from the annotation of a GenBank genome assembly. Lineage: Eukaryota; Viridiplantae; Streptophyta; Magnoliopsida; Aquifoliales; Aquifoliaceae.
AUGGAGCAAUUGAUGGUCUCAGAAGGAAAGAAUCCAGUCACAGAAUUAGCAGAAGACGAAAAGGAAACUAAGGACAAGAGCAAUGGAAAGAAUUUUUUAGAGGCAAGUGCAGAGCAGAUUAAGGGGAAGGAAAUAAUGCAAAAUUCAAAUUCUGGGAAAACAAAUAAGGAAACAACAUAUCAAGGAAAAUCUCAGUCGCAGUUAAAGCACUCAAAGCUAGCACAGCAGUGGAGAGGGAAGAAGCAACAACAACCUAAGCAAGUCAAUAACCCAAUAAAGGAAACAACAGUCACUUUUGGCAAGGAAAUAUUUUCGGUAAUUACAGAAGGUGACAUGGAGAAACAAAAAUCUUUUACAAGAUUGGAAAAGGGUGAUCAUUCGGGUAAAGACAAAAUAGUGCAGCAUGGAAAGUAUAUUCCUGCAAAGAAAAGUGUGCAGCUGAUAGAUUCUGAGAAUCCUAUGGCAUGUGAUACACUCUCUAAUCAUAACAAUGUAGCCAAUCCUUUUGAUCAAAACAAUGAUGCUAGUCCUCCAUAUCAUAACAAUGAAACCAAUCCUCAGGCCAAAGAUUUAGAGAAUCCACCAUUGUCUAAGUCAGCUUCGAUACUAGAAAAAGAGGAUCAUGAACAAAAUCUUAUGAACACCAACCAGCACUCAGAAAUCCAAGAACCGUAA